This is a messenger RNA of Suillus discolor, 2927 nucleotides long. RefSeq names its product fungal-specific transcription factor domain-containing protein. NCBI's taxonomy places the organism in Eukaryota, Fungi, Basidiomycota, Agaricomycetes, Boletales, Suillaceae. The transcript is spliced from 15 exons. The record is from RefSeq and is a predicted model, not a curated record. Gene Ontology annotation, biological process: regulation of DNA-templated transcription; DNA-templated transcription. Gene Ontology annotation, molecular function: zinc ion binding; DNA-binding transcription factor activity, RNA polymerase II-specific; DNA binding. The coding region runs from base 103 to 2634 and encodes 843 amino acids.
CAUAGUUCGCAUACUGAAUUGAAAACCAUCACACUGUGAUAAUUAUGGCCAUCUAUCUUCUUCUCUCUUGCCAUCAGUCUACAUAGCCCUUAGGGCCUCCACAUGCUAUCCUCCCCAGUUUCUCCAAAUCGCAUGGAGCAAAAUCUCUUUGCUGAUGCAGCCAAGAAACGCAGAAAAGGCGCUACUCGCCUUUCGUGUGCAGAAUGCAGGCGUCUAAAGUUGCGUUGUGACAGAGCGAUUCCUUGUGGCUCAUGCGUGAAACGUGGCUGUGGUGCCAUCUGUCCAGAUGGUUCUUUGACAACCGGCCAGGGGAACAGAUUUGUUUUGGCAUCAACUCAAGAGCUUCACGAGAAAAUAUCAGAACUCUGUCAACGUGUCCGGGAAUUGGAAGAUGCUCUUCGACAUUCCCACUCUCUAGUGGCUGCAGACAGGCAUCCUCUAUUAGCUGACGACUUAUUGAAAAUCAAAUCACCUUUACAGCGCGAGCCCCCAAGUAACAGAAACAUGCCUCGAUGCGAAGCCAAGGAAGAAGAGCAGAACGGCGAGGUUGUUGACGCUUUUGGUUCCUUAUCGAUCAAUGCUUCUGGUGGUGCAAAAUACUUUGGCUCCAUUGCCAACUCCUGGUAUUUCUUACAGAAUGAAGCAAACGAAGAUCACGAGACUGAUGGUGAUCGUCUUGCUGCACUUCAAACCGUCCUUCCCUCCGAUAUUCUCGCACGAAGUGGCGCGUUCCCAAUUCUACCCUCAUCACACACAUCCAUUCAUGUUGAGAACGUGCGGCUAAGAACCCUCUGCUGGUACCUUCCGGAGCCUGCCAAAGCUCAAGAGAUAUGUCAGACCUACUAUCGCCUAGGUGCAUGGAUGUACAAUCCCAUAAGCCAACUGUGCUUCUACGAAGAUAUAUAUCCCCAAUUUUACACCCCCAAUGCCGGCCCGCCCUCCGAUGAUCCUCUUCUAUCACACAAAUUGUCUCUCGUCUUCAUGGUUCUCGCGAUUGGUACCCUCAUGGAUGUACACCAACCAGCCUACAAUGUCGAAGCCGAGAAAUAUCACCAAUUAGCUCGGGCUGCGCUAUUCCAGAGCUCAUUGUUCGAAGAUCCGACUAUUAAUGCCGUUCAAGCUCUUUUUCUCAUGACUUUUUACCUUUUUAUGUCGGACCGACAUGGUUCCAAUUCUGGCGCACGGUGGGCUAUUAUGGGAAUAGCUAUCAAAGUGGCGCAAAGUAUUGGCCUGCACCGAGAUCCCAGUCGAUGGGGCGUGGAUCACAAGGAGACUCUGCGUCGCAGAGAGCUCUUCUGGGAACUAUACACAUACGACUCGUGGCAGUGUCUUACCUUUGGUCGACCGGUAUCAUUCUACACGGCCCAUAUGGACUGCAAAUUGCCAUACUCAACAGAUUCGUCAGAGGAAAACAUUUUCCAUGCUUGGAAACACCGUUUCGCUUCAGAGUGCAUGAGCGUUGUUCACGACCAGGCUUUUGGUGCCAAAACACCGACGUAUGCCACAGUCCUCCAGCUUGACCGCAAACUCCGUGCCUUUCCUGUUCCCUCAGCGCUGCAGGUUGCCGGUUUUGGCGUCUCCACAGGACCGGCUGACACACAUUAUUCAGAAAGUGUGAUGCUCAUGUUGCAACGCCAUAUUGUAUUGGCUAUUCGGGAAAUGAAUCUCCUAUACCUCCACAGAAGUUUCUUUGCACGUGCCGUAACUGACCAUCCAAAAGACCCAUUGGGAAGUCCCUAUGGUACCUCGGUCAUUGCUGCUUAUCGCAGUGCGGGCUCGCUCGUUGCCCUCAUGCGCAACCUUCAUACUCAACUAAAGGAGCCGAGCGAGCGUAUCUGGUUCCUUUGGGGUCACCUGUUCUCUUGCGCUAUCGUACUAGGGUCUGUGGUGACCAGAUGUCCAUCCAUGAGUUUAGCCCCUUCGGCGUUGGUGCAAUUGGAUUCUGCUUGUGAGUUAUUCUCGAAGGCGGCUAGAGGGUUCCGUGCACAGUCCGUCUUGGAGGUGAUGCUCGGCUUGCGCGAGAAAGCUCAUCUAUGCCUCAAUGAGCAUCGGAAGGGUAAAGUUUCGCCGCUUACUCGUCAACCAUCGGAGCCAUACUCGCCGUAUGACGACGAAGAUGAACUGGCUACGCUCGGAGGGAAGACACGUUUGGUCGCGAAAAAGGAUUCACUAUCAGCCUCAUCCUCGCCCGCGGCAGUCUUUGAUCGCUCUCCCACAUCUAUGAAUCCGGUAGUUCCUCUCCCCCUCAUUUCAGGAAACGCGCAUCAAGCGGUGCAUCCGAACGUUCUGGCUUACCUACAGACUUUCCCCGCCACAGGACAAUCGCAUAACACAGGCCCGACAUAUGUAGAUUCAUCUGCGUAUAGCAUGACCCCUGUCAAAGAAAACACGCCUCAUUAUUCGGAAAAUUCAGGAUACACUGACUCUCAGGCACCGAUGCAGUCCAUGGAGCUUGUUGCAGGGCAGUUCCCCAGCUAUUUCUCUGUGUUCGAUUAUGGACUCAGUAGCGAGGCCAAUUACUCGCAAAUGAACGGGCAAAUAUCGACAGGUACACGCCGAGAGUCUCCAGAAAAUACGAUGCAUAACACUUGGCAAGAGUUUGUGGCACAAAGCGGUCUCGGGAUGGGGUCGUAGUGUUCAUGGGCGUCAGACGAAGGAGGAAAUUUCUCGUCCUGCCUAUCGUGACGCUUGGGCGAGUCCACGGGUUGAUACCGCCCGCUUCCUGCUUUUUCUGAUGAACUAUAUAUAUAUGAUAUUACAUUGGGGUAAGAUGUACAUAUACUAGGUGUCUCGUCUCAUAUACUGUUUGUCACGAUAUAGUUGUCCUUCUUGUUCUAUAGCAUUUGUACUUUGAUAUUCUUCUCAUUAGCGUUCUUGUAUGAUAUCUCAUCAUUUCUUGAUAUCUUAUGAUCUCUCACUUGGUGUCA